UUUCCGUUUCGCCAUUUUCCUCUUCUACACCGGUGCCGUUGCUGGUAGCUACGUUAUCGCCCCUUCACUGUGUUAAAAUCUGUUCAAAGCUGACCGCGGGGUAGAAGAAAACUUCAAAAAAAGAAGAUAGUCCGCUUGGUAGCUGUAUCGCUGACAGAAGUGCGAGAAUGGACGCCCCCGAGUACUCGCCUUUCUUCGCUGUGAUGGGAGCCUCUGCGGCCAUGGUCUUCAGCGCACUCGGAGCAGCAUAUGGAACAGCAAAGAGCGGCACAGGCAUCGCUGCCAUGUCUGUGAUGCGGCCAGAGCUCAUCAUGAAGUCCAUCAUCCCAGUGGUCAUGGCGGGUAUCAUCGCCAUCUACGGGCUAGUGGUGGCCGUGCUGAUAGCAAACAACAUAUCUGAGAGAAUCUCCCUCUACAAGAGUUUCCUGCACCUUGGUGCUGGUCUGAGUGUGGGUUUGAGCGGCCUGGCAGCCGGGUUUGCCAUCGGCAUCGUGGGUGACGCCGGUGUGAGGGGCACCGCCCAGCAGCCCCGGCUUUUUGUCGGCAUGAUCCUGAUCUUGAUCUUUGCUGAAGUGUUGGGGCUUUACGGCCUUAUUGUGGCUCUCAUCCUGUCUACAAAAUAAGUCUGCAUCAACACCAUCUCAUUCAUUCCACAUCAAAGCAGCAAGAACAAAUAGGAGAUUUUCACCUACUUCCAUUACACCUUGCGGGUCUGACAGGAUGGGAUGGCAGCAGAAACAUAUUGGCGAUCAACUUGACAGCUCUGUCCUCAGUAGAUGUGAUCUAUCCAUAUUGUUUAAAGCCAUCCAUUUGUGUCAGGUCUUGCGCAUUCAGAACGGGCAUGAAGAUGUAGUGGUUGUUGUGGGAUGAUGUGUGAACAGUCUGCCUGAUUUGUCGUCUGAUCUUAACCUGUACAGUGAUCCAGAGUCCCUCCACUCCCUGUAAAUGUAGUAACCAGUCUGUGCUGUGAGUGUGAGUAUAAGCGUUUAUCCCUCUGCCCAUUCCCCUCUCCGUUUUUUUUUUUUUUUUUUUUUGUUUGUUUUUUUUUUUUGGUUUUUUUUUUGUUCGUGGUUUUGUCAUUCUUUGUUUGAGAUUGCUGAAGAGUUGUGCACACUAGUAUUUUAUUUUUUCAUGUUAUUUUUGGGGACCGUUUUUUAAUCAUAAUGGUGAGGAGCUGUCAGGACUUUUUUUUCACUAUUUAUGAAACUGUUACAAAGAUUUUGACUUCAUGAAAGUGUCUAAAUGGGAAACUGUUUAUUGAAUACCCUAUAUACAUAAAAAUAUAUAAAUUAUCUGUGUAUAGUUAGAUUAAUUGCACUGUGGGUAAUUGUUGGAAUUCCUCUGGAUGUAGUGUGAUUAUUAAUGGAGGAUGUCCACAUGUUGACAUGGAGACGACUGUGUUUGUGUGUGUGAAUGUGAAUGUGUGAGUGGAUAAUCUGAGUGCAUAAUGUGAGCAAGUGAGUUUAUGUUAAAUAUGACAUUCUUAAACACUAGUAUCGUUUACCUGUAGUGCUGCUGUUGAUUUUUUUUUUUUUUUCGUUUGUUUUUUUGUUUUGGUUAAGGUGCGAGGUCACUGUUCAGCCAUGCCUGUCAGAUUUCCAAAUAAAACUCAACCUCCUCCAAAAUA
This is a messenger RNA of Sphaeramia orbicularis (orbiculate cardinalfish), 1627 nucleotides long. RefSeq names its product ATPase H+ transporting V0 subunit ca (gene atp6v0ca). The record is from RefSeq and is a predicted model, not a curated record. NCBI's taxonomy places the organism in Eukaryota, Metazoa, Chordata, Actinopteri, Kurtiformes, Apogonidae. Bases 168 to 623 code for a protein of 151 amino acids. The transcript has 3 exons. Gene Ontology annotation, biological process: proton transmembrane transport. Gene Ontology annotation, cellular component: proton-transporting V-type ATPase, V0 domain. Gene Ontology annotation, molecular function: proton-transporting ATPase activity, rotational mechanism.